Schistosoma spindalis is the source of this 1392-nucleotide messenger RNA. Lineage: Eukaryota; Metazoa; Platyhelminthes; Trematoda; Strigeidida; Schistosomatidae. The record is from the annotation of a GenBank genome assembly.
AUGGAAGAUCCAUCAUUACAAAUCCAUUUCAAAGGACACAAAGACUCCAUCACAUGUGUUGACUUCAACCCGACUGGAAAGCAGCUAGCUUCUUGCUCCAUGGACGCAUGUUUAAUGAUUUGGAACAUUAAGCCACAAACGCGAGCAUAUAAGUUUAGUGGCCACAAAGACGCUAUAUUCUGCGUUCGAUUCUCACCGACUGGUGAACUUAUACUAACUGCUUCUAGGGAUAAGACAGUAAAAUUAUGGAUUCCGAGCAUAAAAGGAGAGUCCAUCACUUUUCGCGCACAUACUGCAGCAGUUCGAUGGGUUGAUGUGUCCGCUGAUGACUCAAGGAUGUGUACAGCUUCAUCAGACAAGUCGGUAAAAGUUUGGAGUUUACAUAGACAAAAGUUCUUGUUCUCUUUAAACCAACAUGUGAAUUGGGUGAGAUGCUGUCGAUUUUCACCUGACUCACGCCUUAUCAUAUCUUCAUCAGAUGAUAAAACUAUUAAAUUAUGGGACACUGAGACGCAAGGUUGUGUACAUACUUUCCAAGAAGCUGGCGGCUUUGCUUCACAUCUGGACUUUCACCCGAAUGGAAACUGCUUUGCGUCGGGAAGUACGAAUUGCACAGUUAAGCUUUGGGACUUAAGAAUGAACCGUCUACUCCAACAUUAUGAUGCUCAUACUGGUCCCGUACAUAAAGUUGCUUGUCAUCCCAAUGGUCAUGCUCUGCUCUCUGCAUCUGAAGACUCAACACUGAAAAUAUUUGACCUUCUUGAGGGUCGUCCACUUUUUACACUUCAGGGACAUCAGGGACCUAUUACUGCAGCGGCAUUUUCUGCAUCUGGUGAUCAUUUUGCAUCUGGUGGGAGUGAUGAACAAGUGUUUUUAUGGCGCACGAAUGGGUGUGUUAGAAUGACUACUAAUACUACAGACAAUAGUUCACAUCCAAUUCACACAACUUCCAAUCCUGAUGGUUCCAUAUUUCGGGACAAAUCUAUUCAAAUUAACAGUCAUCUAAUAUGUCCUAAAUCUGAUUCUCAAGUAACGUCAAGUGAAGUGCAUGAAAAAGCAGAAAAACCAUCAUUCGCUACUUCUGAAGUUCCUGUCGACUUUCAUGAAACUACUAACAGUGGAGCACAGAACCCGACUACUUCCGUCAAGUGUCAUUUCCCGCCUACUUUUCGUACUAACUCUGGUGUCAUCUCAUCAAUGACUUUACCAUUAACGUCAAAUAUGAAUUUUCUACAAGCUAAUUUGAAAACAGCAAGUGGUCUAGAAAGUGAACGCCAAAAUGUCCCACCACCACUAUCUACAACACUUGAACAUAUUGUUUCACAACUAGAUAUUCUAACUCAGACCGUUUCACUUUUGGAACAACGUCUUACUAUUCUGGAGAAUAAAUGA